Messenger RNA from Mastomys coucha (southern multimammate mouse), 1894 nucleotides. It is a transcript of the gene Myod1, whose product is annotated as myogenic differentiation 1. Bases 213 to 1169 code for a protein of 318 amino acids. The record is from RefSeq and is a predicted model, not a curated record. Gene Ontology annotation, molecular function: protein dimerization activity; RNA polymerase II cis-regulatory region sequence-specific DNA binding; DNA-binding transcription factor activity, RNA polymerase II-specific. Gene Ontology annotation, biological process: muscle organ development; positive regulation of myoblast differentiation; regulation of transcription by RNA polymerase II. Lineage: Eukaryota; Metazoa; Chordata; Mammalia; Rodentia; Muridae. The transcript has 3 exons.
CGAAGCUAGGGGCCAGGACGCCCCAGGACGCGACUGCUUUCUUCACCACACUUCCGACGGGACAGGACAGGGAGGGGAGGUAGAGGACAGCCGGUGUGCAUUCCAACCCUCAGAACCUUUGUCACUGUCCUGUUGGGGUUUCGGAGUGGCAGAAAGUUAAGACUACUCUCACGGCUUGGGUUGAGCGAGAGGCAGGACCCAGGAGCUGGGAUAUGGAGCUACUAUCGCCGCCACUCCGGGACGUAGACUUGACAGGCCCCGACGGCUCUCUCUGCUCCUUUGCGACAGCCGACGACUUCUAUGAUGAUCCGUGUUUCGACUCACCAGACCUGCGCUUUUUUGAGGACCUGGACCCGCGCCUGGUGCACGUGGGGGCCCUCCUGAAACCGGAGGAGCACGCACACUUCCCCACUGCGGUGCACCCAGGCCCAGGCGCUCGCGAAGAUGAGCAUGUGCGCGCGCCCAGCGGGCACCACCAGGCGGGUCGCUGCUUGCUGUGGGCCUGCAAGGCGUGCAAGCGCAAGACCACCAACGCUGAUCGCCGCAAGGCCGCCACCAUGCGCGAGCGGCGCCGCCUGAGCAAAGUGAACGAGGCCUUCGAGACGCUCAAGCGCUGCACGUCCAGCAACCCGAACCAGCGGCUACCCAAGGUGGAGAUCCUGCGCAACGCCAUCCGCUACAUCGAAGGUCUGCAGGCUCUGCUGCGCGACCAGGACGCCGCGCCCCCUGGCGCCGCAGCCUUCUACGCACCGGGCCCGCUCCCCCCAGGCCGUGGCAGCGAGCACUACAGCGGCGACUCAGACGCGUCCAGCCCGCGCUCCAACUGCUCUGAUGGCAUGAUGGAUUACAGCGGUCCCUCAAGUGGCCCCCGGCGGCAGAAUGGCUACGACGCCACCUACUACAGUGAGACGUCCAGCGAGCCCAGGCCAGGAAAGAGUGCGGCUGUGUCAAGCCUUGACUGCCUGUCCAGCAUAGUGGAGCGCAUCUCCACAGACAGCCCCGCUGCGCCUGCGCUGCUUUUGGCAGAUGCACCACCAGAGUCGCCUCCGGGUCCGCCAGAGGGGGCAUCCCCAAGCGACACAGAACAGGGGACCCAGACCCCGUCUCCCAACGCCACCCCUCAGUGUCCUGCAGGCUCAAAUGCCAAUGCGAUUUACCAGGUGCUUUGAGAGGUCGGCUGCGGCAGCAGAGGGCGCACUGUCUGCACUCCUGGGGAUGGUGCUCCUGGGUUCUUCACGCCCAAAAGAUGAAGCUUAAAUGACACUCCUCCCAACUGUCCUUUCAAAGCCGUUCUUCCAGAGUGAAGGGAAGAGCAGAAGUCUGUCCCACAUCUGGCCCCAAGGAAAGGACGCAGUCCAUUUUUUUUGUUGUUGUAGUAGUCCUUGGGUUGUUUGUUUGUUUGUUUUGUUUUUCAUGCGACUCACAGUGAAGGCCACUUGCUGUCCCUCAUUGGGCCAGAGCUAAUCCUUGAGUGGCCAGGCCCUCUUCCUUUCUUCAUAGCCCCUACCACAAGGGUGAGCCUCGCACACCUAAGCCCUGCCCUCCGCAUCCCUGUUGUUUGUGGAAACGCGGUCCCCACACUUCCUGGAGCCCUCCGGCCACCCACUCUCUCCCACAGCUUGGAGAGGCCACGCAGGUCUCCGGUGUAACAGGUGUAGCCAUACCCCACUCUCCCCCUUCCCGCGGUUCAGGACCACUUAUUUUUUAUAUAAGACUUUUGUAAUCUAUUCAUGUAAAUAAGAGUUGCUUGGCCAAAGCCAGAGCCCCUUGGGCUAUAUUUAUCUCCGACGCAUGCUGUGUAGUGCAACAAAAACUUUGUAUGUUUAUUUCUCAAGCGGGAGAGCCUCGAGGCUCACACGUUCAGGUGUUGGAAAUAAAGACGCUAAUUUAUGCA